Molecule: messenger RNA, 3591 nt
Organism: Hylaeus volcanicus
Lineage: Eukaryota; Metazoa; Arthropoda; Insecta; Hymenoptera; Colletidae
Product: regulator of telomere elongation helicase 1-like
Exons: 20
Coding region: 416-3553 (1045 amino acids)
Biological process (GO): telomeric loop disassembly; negative regulation of DNA recombination; regulation of double-strand break repair via homologous recombination
Cellular component (GO): nucleus
Molecular function (GO): hydrolase activity, acting on acid anhydrides, in phosphorus-containing anhydrides; ATP binding; DNA helicase activity
Source: RefSeq, a predicted model, not a curated record
GAAAACUAGAAAGACAAUAAGUGUUGAUGGUAGGAAAUAUCGAAUGUUUUUUUUAAAAAACUUUUUUAUUUGCACCAAAAUUGUUGUUUUAAACUUGUUUGGUAAAGAAGUUUUGAUGGUACUCGGUUUGAUUGGACUACAAAAAAAAAUAUCGGCUUCACAACAGAAUUAUUUAAAGUAUUGCACUAAAGAUUGGUAGUUACAAUUUGAUAGGAAUGAAACGUUCCUUAAUGGCGGUCAAAUUUUAGCUCCAGAACUGUCACAAAGCAGUUUUCAGAUCCAAUUACGAAACCAUAAGAAGAAAUUCUUUUAUUACCAAAGUUGACGGUGUCAAUGUUUUGCCUUGACACUAGAAUAGUUUUGUUAAUUUGAUUGAAAAGAAAGGAAAUCUAAAAUACUUUUGGGUUGUCUUUGAAUGACUCAGUACGGAAUUGAUGUCAAUGGAAUUCACGUAAAAUUUCCAUAUCCGUUAUAUGAUGCACAAAAGUUAUAUAUAGAGAAACUUGUGACUGCAUUGUCAAAGGGUAAGAAUGCUUUACUCGAGUCGCCUACAGGAACUGGUAAAACACUGUGUCUUCUUUGUGGAGCAUUAGCAUGGCAGAAUGCUGUUAUGCAAGGGAUUGUACCCCAUCCAAAUCAGAUUUCUAAAAAGAUUGUGAUUGAGCCUGGACUUGGUUGUAAAGGGAGCAGUUCUCAAGAUGUAUGUCCGUCUCAUUUAGUGUGGGACACUUUAGCAGGUAGGCAUUGUAUGACUAUAAAAGAGCUUUUAGUUGUGUUGUAUAUCUCACACUUUUUAGAUCAGAGUCACGACAAACAACCUCAAGAGACCAUUUUGAAAACAUGGACGUUCAAUAAACCAGUUUAUCGUAAACGUCCUCCCCACAUUCAAGUAGAAACUUUACAAGACAAAAACAUAAACGAACAAGUACCAAAAAUUUUUUUCAUGUCACGAACGCAUUCACAAUUGUCACAAGUGAUCUCUGAAUUGAAACAAACGGCUUAUAUUUCACAUACUGUUAAAGUGUCAGAUAGAUUGACGGAUUCACAAAAAUCAAUAUUAAGUGAUGCCAACGAUCUUAAAGCUACAAUGCUCGGUUCUCGAGAUCACUUAUGUAUUCAUUCCGAAUUAACAGCUUUGAAAGGUGCGGCACGCACCGCCGCUUGCCAACAGAAGCUUAAAGUUCAUGUAAGUUGCGUGACAAAUUCGAAAUGGUGUUUACAAAAAAUGUCACUGGUUUCAAAGUCUUGCCAUUAUGAAGGGGGUCUUUCGAAAAUAAAAUCCGAUUUUUUUACAUAUCCUCGUGAUAUUGAGGAAUUAAGAGUUUUAGGUGCUCAGAAAGGUUUUUGCCCUUAUUAUGCUGCACGGGAUCAUAUUGUUGAUUGUCACAUUGUUUUCCUUCCUUACGAAUAUGUGUUAAACGCUUCGAUGCGUAAGCAACUCAAAUUUCAAUUACGCGGCUCAGUCUUAAUUGUUGAUGAGGGUCAUCAUUUAGAACGUGUUGCUGAAGAAGCGGGUUCAUUUGAUUUACCCGUGUCGACAAUAAAAUUUUGCGUAUCCGUUCUUUCCGAAUUUAUCGGGUCGCAAUUCGCUGUUGAACAGGAUAUCUUUUCAACUCAAGAUGUCUUCGAUAAACUGCUUAAACCGUUCACGCAAUUGUGUGAGUAUAUUGAGUCUAUAGAAUUGGAACCCUCUACUCAUCACCCAGUCACUGCAAAAUCACGCGUUUUAGAGGCGAGUCAUCUGUUUGCAGCAUUUCAAAAAUGUGGAAUUUUUCCUAAAGACUUUGCUUUUUAUGCAACUAUUUUUUCAAAAUGUACUGAAUGGGUUUCGAUGAGUGAAGAAGCCGUUUCUGUUUUAAGUCAUAAUUUGACAACUAAGCAGGAACCUUAUGAGAACGUUUUCGUUACACUAAGCAAAGCUUUAGACCACCUUCUGAGUUGUUUUUCUGUAACCUUUUUUUUUUUUUUUUUAAAAAAAAAGUCAUGGCUUGACGUGAAAUGCUUUCAGUUGAUUGCGUCCGUGGAUCAAGAAAUGCUACCAUUGUAUCGCAUGUUUGUGUCAGAAUCAACUUAUCGUACAAACACACAACGAACAAAUAAUUCUACCUGUUUACAGGAUCGUGCCCCAAAAUUCGAGAGAACGUUAUGUUUUUGGUGUUUUACUGCGGGAGCAAUGGUGAAAGAUCUUCUCCAUUGCGAAGGAGUUCAUUCACUUAUUGUGACUUCCGGCACAUUAAGUCCUUUAAAAAGUUAUGCGGAAAGUCUUGGAAUAAAUUUUGUUGAACAAUGCGCCAUGCUAGAGAACCUUCAUGUCAUUCCGAAAGAGAAUAUUUGUGUGCAAAUAGUAACACGCCAUUCAAGCUACGAAAAACCUUUACGGUUUGUAUACCAAAAUAAAGAAGAUCAGCAACUUUUCUUCGCCCUUGGUGAUAUUCUCUGUGAUCUUUGUUCAACUGUUCCGGGGGGUAUUCUUGUUUUUUUUUCUUCUUACGCUCAAAUGACAGUAGGACUUCAAUGUCUCUCCAAUACAAAUUUGUGGGGCACUUUGGUAGCGCUCCGUGAAGUGAUUUCUGAACUCUCCUAUUCAACACCCGAAGCGUUUCAAACUAUUUUAAAACGCUUCCGUUCUACACCAUUGCAGACUUUAGGUUCCAAAUCGAGCAAAAAAAAAAUAUUGAUUUUCGCAGUGAUAAGAGGUCGAUUUUCAGAGGGUUUGAAUCUUAUCAAUGAUAUGUGUCGUUGUGUUGUGAUUGUUGGAGUUCCACAUCCUGCUAUAACCGAUCCGCGUUUAAAGCUAAAACGAGCUGUUCUAGAUCAGACGGCACCUGGUAAAGGACUUGAAUGGUAUUUACAACAAGCAAGCCGUGCCGUGAAUCAAGGUAUUGGAAGAGUGAUUCGGCAUCAAAACGAUUUUGGUCUUGUUCUUUUGGUGGAUGAACGUUUCGCUUCGUAUGAUCAGUACAGUCAACUAAGUCGGUGGAUACUCGAAAGUUCCCCAUCAUUUUCACCUGUUUUAAAUUAUAACGAAAUCCUUGGUAACAUUAAUAAUUUUUUCAAAAAAUUCUCAACGCCAAUGAAAACCCCUUUUAUAAAAAAAGAAUUUCCUUGUGUUACAAAAACGAACGGACUUUUGCAUGAAAACAAAAAUCAAGUCAUCGAACGACCAACGUUUCGGCGCCCAAAGAUGAUGAUUCGAUCUCCAACGAAGAAGGCUUCAGUGUUAUUCGAUCAACAAAUUAAAAAAGCAACUAUGCCAAAAAAAAGUUCACUGGGCGGAGCUUCUUUAUCUUCCGUACUUCGCUCGACUUAUGCUCUUCGCCAAAUGAUGCACACGAGUUUUGCAAUCAAGACUGAAACAGAAGGAGAAAUAUCCCAUUGUGGUGUUUGUGCGGAGAUGACGCAUAAACAAAACCCUUUAAUAAAAAGUUUACGAUGUGGGCAUCGAGCCUGCCAGAGUUGUUGGAAGACUGUUCUCGUCACAAAUUUAGCUUGUCCUCUGUGCGGAGAAAAAACACGAAAAGAGCAUAUUUACAGUGGAUGGUCGUUUGAGUAAUCCCGUCAUUUUAAAUGUUUGACUGUGUCUCUUAGUUU